Molecule: messenger RNA, 942 nt
Organism: Ambispora leptoticha
Lineage: Eukaryota; Fungi; Glomeromycota; Glomeromycetes; Archaeosporales; Ambisporaceae
Source: the annotation of a GenBank genome assembly
AUGAGCAACUUAUUAGGACUUUCAUAUUAUGACGAAGAGGAAGAGGAAGAGGAUCAACAACAGCAGCAAAAUGAAGAAACCUCUAUGGAAUCUUUUUCUGUUUCAAACGAAACAACAGAACAAGCAGUAAAAAUUGAAACCUCACCAGUAUCAAACUCUCUUACCACUCUUAUUCAUCGACGAUAUAAUGAACCUAAUGCUGCCGCCAGUAUAAGUACCUCAACACCAGAACUUCAAACUCCAUCGGAAAAUAGACAACAUGAGAAACAACCACCGCCACAGAUACCUAAACCAAUACCGAAUGUCGAGAAUUGGGGCAUACCCGCUGAACCAGAUGCUGAAUGUGAUCAAAAUGUGCAGACCAAAAUUGAACAUUUUCUCCAAUUAAAAGAACAAGGGGUAUUAUUCAACGAAAAUCUUUUGAAAAGCAAAGCAUUUCGUAACCCGCAUAUAUAUUCCAAAUUGGUAGAAUUUAUUGAAUUGGACGAAAUUGGUUCAAAUUUCCCCAAAGAUGUUUUUGAUCCUUAUGGUUUUCCGCGUGAAAUGUAUGCCGAUAAAUUAGCGGAAACGCAGAGAAAAAUAACAGAGGAACGUCAAAACGCACAAUUACAACAACAGCGAACUCAUAUCCAAUUUGUUGGCUCAUCUGGUAGUUCGACAGGAAUAUCGAAAUCACGACAUGUAAUGCAAAGUUUAGCUGCUAGGGCCAGUGGUACUACCACAUCAUCUUCUAUGGCGUCAACAACCACUUCUAAUUCUGUUCCUUCCGGUGAGAAUGUUGUCAAUAUGCUUUCAAAUAUUUCCAUUACUUUAGUUAGAUGUAAAAAGCGAGCAAGUAAAUGGGACGUUCCUGCAGCUGCUUCGGCCCCAGCUGCUGCUUCAUCUACCUCUUCAAGAUCUAAUGAACGUCGUAAUACACAAGAAUUUCUUGAAACAAAAUAA